GAAUGGAACCGCUGAAGAGGCGUUUGGUUCCAAACAGGAAGAAACUGGGAAAACACGCAGUUUCUCCGCUAUCCUCUGACGCUGAAAACUACCAGCUCGGGGCGGAUGGUGUAAAAUACUUUUCCUCCCUGUCGGAAGCCUGUAGAUGGUCCCCGGUGAACUCUUUCUGGAUCCAGACCGCAGUCCGCGGCGCUGUUUGGAGGGGCUGACGCACCAGCAGGAGCGCAGGAAGGCGGGGGGCUGUCACGGCAGCGGGCUAAGCUAUGCUAGGCUAGGCGCUGCAGCCCCGAAGAAACCUUGAACUCGUGUAAACUUUGUGGAGUACAACACCGGAAGUAGCAUCACUCGAGUGGUUAAACGACCACCACGGAAUUUACGGAAGAGAUACAUACACGUAAAUGUGUAUUAUUUUCACUAUUUUUGCAAAAAAAAAAAAAAAAAAAGUGUUAGCCUGGCAGCGGAGUUAUCGCUAGUUAGCUGUUGAACACGUCCAGGCUCUGACAGCAGGGAUGUUAGCCGGAUAAAAACGCCUCAGUUUCCUUCAUCCACAUCCGCAGAAUGGACCUAAUUUGUGUUGUUAACCCGUUAAAAGCUGCUGGGCAGUAAUUAACAUCGUACAUGUUAAUUAGCACUGAGGUAUGAGCGGAUGAAGGCUGGUUUGUGACACGCAAAAGGGACUUUUUCUGUCUUUUUGUGGUGGUUUUUGUGAGAACUUCUCCUUUCCCUGAGUACGGUUAUCAUGGAGGUAGGGGAGCCUGGCAGCGGCAGCUCGGAGCGGUUACAUAACGCCAGCAGGCCGAGAGAGAAGCUGCUGAACGUUGCCUCCUCUUCAGCCUCCUCAGCCUGGCUCUGACAGCUGUAAACCCCCCUCCAGCACACACACACACACACACACGCUAACAGACAGACAGACGGACGCACAAACAAACACAGACUGACAGCAGGACAGCAGCAUGGAGGUGGUGUGAGGCAUCUGGCAGAUAGAAAACAGCAACGAGAAGGAUCGUUUUGCUGAAGAUGGAGUCCAACCCGCUGAUUAAUGCUAUGGACCCAUCCAUCACGCUGUGGCAGUUCCUGCUUCACCUGCUGGAGGACCAGCGGCAGCGUCACCUGAUUUCCUGGACAGGUGAGGAUGGAGAGUUCAAGCUGCUGGAUGCUGAGGAGGUGGCACGACUGUGGGGGCUCCGCAAAAACAAACACAACAUGAACUACGACAAACUGAGCCGGGCACUGAGAUACUACUACGACAAGAACAUCAUAAAGAAGGUGAGCGGCCAGAAGUUCGUCUAUAAGUUUGUGAGUCAGCCCGACCCCUCCCUCCCUGAUGGAGUACGCAGCACAGAGGAUGGCCAGAGGAGGGACAUCAGUGACUCAAACAACCAAUUAAAAGGCCUUGGGGGUGUGACGUCAACCUGUCCAACAAAGGGCUUGCCCCAGCGCUCAUCACCCAGCAGCUCCCAAAAGAGCUCCAGAAACGACUACAUGAAGUCCGGCCUCUACUCCACCUUCACCAUCCAAUCCCUGCAGGCCUCACCCAACCCACGGCCAGUCAAAUCAGAGCUCCUGCUGCAACAAGAUCCCAGCCCCAAAGUUGAUCGCACACCCAGAGAGGUGUGUGUGCUACCAGAGUCCAAAUCCUCUCCGUCAGUAGGGAGUGCUGUAGACUCUGCUCUCCAGGUGAUCGUCACUCAGACGUCUCCCUGUCCAACCCCGGCUCUCAGCCCACAGAUACCAGCCAACCCCACCAGCCAAUCGCAGAAUCCUCCUGCUGCUCCUCUGAGCGACCCUCCCCAGAUUUAUCUCACCAACAUGGGGGACCCGUCCUCCCUCACCUCCCUCAUCCCUCUCGGAUCAGUAGGGGGGGCGGUGAGCCCUGUUCCCCCUCCUCAUGUGUCAAUGGGCCCACAGGGCCCACAGCAGGAAGACUGUGGGGCAGUUACCAACCCCACCAGCUUUCCCUCUCACCACCCGCAGGCUGCUCCUCAUCCAGCUCACCCUGCUCCUGUCUUUGUUAUUAUCAACCCACCUCCCCCUCAGCAGCAGCAGCAGCAACAGGUGCCCAUGACAACUACUGCCCCUCCUCCCUCUGUCGCUCCUCUUCCCACUGCCCGUCCUCCUCCUCCUCCGCCCAUCGUUAUCAAGGAGGAGAACCUGCCUUCAGAGGCGGAGCUGCUGGAAAUGGUGACACUGGAGGGGAAACAGGUGGAGGAGGUUCCCCAGCUGAUCUGUGGCACCGGAGAGUCCGAGCCUCCCCUCACCAUUGUGGAGAGCCCACCUCCACCCUGCAUGGAGGCUGUGGUUGGAGUUCAGCAGCAAGCAGAGGAGGGGAGGGCAGAGGGGAAGGACAUGCUAACAGAUCCCGCCAUCGCCCCGGUGACGUCCUCCUCAGCGGUGACCUCUCCAACAGCUUCAUCCUCAGACGCCGUUCCUCCCAAACCAAAGAAGCCGCGGGGCCUGGAGCUACCCUCCUCUCCCUCCCUGCCCCCCGGCCUCUCCCUGGAUAAGGUGAAUGCAGCCGUUAACAGUUUAUUGGCUCCCGGAUCUGCGACCAACACGCUCACCCCGACCGUCAUCACCUCCCACGCUCUGACUCCGGUCCUGUUGACUCCCAGCCCUCUUCCCUCCACCAUCCACUUCUGGAGCACGCUCAGCCCCAUCGCUCCUCGAUCGCCAGCUAAACUCUCCUUCCAGUUUCCCUCUAACGGCAGUAAUCAAAUCCACAUCCCGGCUCUGAGCGUCGACGGCCUCUCCACCCCCGUGGUUCUCUCCCCCGGCCCCCAGAAGCCCUGAGCUCCCCGCCCGCCUCACGCAGCUCCUCGCUGGGCACAACCACGCCUGACGAUCCCCUUGGGCUCGUCGGAGGAAAAGCUCGAUCUGGACUGACUCUGAAAUGCAUCACUAAAAACCUGAAACCAUGAGAAGUUUAGGCCGCAUCGCCUGACUGCUUACUGGUAGGUGUGAUGGUUUGUGUGGACCAGAGGAUCAGUCAGACAGGACUCACACUUUGGUGAAUGUCGGCGCCUCCACCGAUUCUCACACUUUAACAGGUGGGAAUCGGUGCUUUGUCCUCCUCACACCUGCCCGUCAUUUCUUUCAUAGUUUUGUACUCAAACACUAUGACAGCAGACUCCAAACAAGACGCUUCUCUGGACUUGAACUCGUCACGAGAAGCCGGCGUUUGGACGGAAACUACACCUAAAGAGAGGCCGCGAUAAGACAGAGGGAUGUUUUUUUUUUUUCUACUGGUGUUUUUUUGAAACCUGUCGUUUCAUUUCUUUCUAUAAUGUGAGGUCUUUACCUUACAGUGUAAAAGUGCCCUGACGUGACUGUUGUGAUUUGGCACCGUUUUAAAAAAAAACUGAACUAACAGAUUAACUUUGAAGAUGGUUUUUGUAAACUGACAGUGACACAGCGUCCGUUUUCAAACGGUUUGUAACUGAGGGAGAAAAGCUGGAGUCGGAUCUCAUUUGAGUUUUAAUGUUUUCUCUGAGUCACUAACUGAUGGAGGAGUGGAGGGGGGGGCGAGACUCAGACAGGAGAGACGUUUUUCAGUUAUAUGAGUCUCGCGAACGUUCACGGGGAAGUCUGAAAAAGGAUCCGCCGUCCUCCAUAAUCGCAGAUCUUUCUGGUGGGAUCUUUUCAGGGCUUUUUGCUCAUUGUUAUUCUUUUUUUUUUUUUUUUUAAUUAAGAGGUUAUUUAUUUCUCUCUUUUUUUUCGAUGCACCUUUUUUCUGCAGAUUCUUUAAAGUUUGACUGUUUGACAGUCGUUUUUUUUUUUUUUUUUGAUGAAGCUCCCAGGUGACCCUUUUCCAGUUGGAAUUUAAUUUCAGCACCAACAGUGACAUUUUAUAAACUCACCUCUGCUGGAUUUCUUCAUAAACGACUUUCAGAGCCAUUUAAGGGUUUUUGCUUUGCUCUUAUUGGCCGCUUUUAAAGGCCACGCCUUUCUCCACUUAUGCAUGGCCUGUUUUUCGGACUGAACUCCUCAGCAGCAGUUUGAACUGACCAAUCACAGAGGAUGAAGAUGACGGUGGACCUGAGGUUUUUCACAGCCAAGUUCUUUCUCUAUAGAAGUCUCUAAAUGUGACAGAUUGUAUAUUUUCUCAGAGUUUAAUGUCCAAACUGAACUGACGUGUCUGUCAGCCUCGAUCUAAAGGUUUUUACUGAGGACAGAGUCACAUUCCUUUGGCUUUAAAAUACCGAUAGGUGAGUCUGCGCUACUGAUUUAACCGCUGGUUUUCAUUUUAAUCUCAGCAAUCAUUCCAGAGCUGCAGCGGAUUUUAUUUGAGCAGCUCUCAUAAACAAAUGUUUGGUUCCUGAAAGUUUCUGAGUUAUAAAUCUGCAGUGAUGUUGCCACAAGUUGCAAGAGUCACAUUUAUCAUUCUCAGACACUAACUCAAGUGGAAAUGUGAUGUUUACAAGACAGCUUUUAAUAUUUUGAAAGCUUUUUCCGUGGAAAACGCCCAACAUGAUGACACUCGGUCAUACAGGUGCUCAUAAAUGAAACAUUUCAUCUCCUUUGAGCAAUUUGUGUUCAAUAAAUAAUCAGAACAGGGUGAGUCCAAGUUUACAUCCUUGUUUACAUCAAUCCAAAACUUCAAAAUAAUAAAAUUAGAGCCACGUAAGAAAAGCAUCAAUUGGUUUCUUGUGUGAACAUCGAACAAGAAAAUGUUCUGUAUUUUUCUUUUAUGACUUAAACAAGUAUUUGAUGGGAACUCAGGAGGAAAUCAGGGGACAUUCACUGAUGGCAGGGCCUGAUUAGCUGUUGUAUACCUUCCAGGGUCAUUAUAGUUAACUAAGUCUAGGUGUGGAAAAAAAGUUCAGUUAACUAAAAUUGUAAAAACUAACCUUGAGGAAAAUAAACUCAAAUAAAAUACAAAUGUACAGGAAAUAUCUGGUUUUAGUCUCUGUCAGUUUGGUCACAUUUGCUAUCUCAACCAGCCUGAUGAGGCUUUGGUGCAUCUGUUUACCCAGUGAGUUUAAAAUCCUUCUCCUUAAACAAGGUCAUGAAUAAUCAGACCCCAUCAGAGCUUAAAGACCUCAUAUCACCCCAACAGAACACUUCUCUCUCAGCCUGCUGGCUUA
Archocentrus centrarchus (flier cichlid) is the source of this 5084-nucleotide messenger RNA. It is a transcript of the gene elk1, whose product is annotated as ETS transcription factor ELK1. The coding region runs from base 1018 to 2790 and encodes 590 amino acids. Lineage: Eukaryota; Metazoa; Chordata; Actinopteri; Cichliformes; Cichlidae. Gene Ontology annotation, molecular function: DNA-binding transcription factor activity, RNA polymerase II-specific; sequence-specific DNA binding. Gene Ontology annotation, cellular component: nucleus. The record is from RefSeq and is a predicted model, not a curated record. The transcript is spliced from 11 exons. Gene Ontology annotation, biological process: cell differentiation; regulation of transcription by RNA polymerase II.